Messenger RNA from Funneliformis geosporum, 130 nucleotides. The record is from the annotation of a GenBank genome assembly. Lineage: Eukaryota; Fungi; Glomeromycota; Glomeromycetes; Glomerales; Glomeraceae.
AUCCGACAAAACCAUAAACAAUAACUCGAAUUACUUACAUACUCGAAGAUUAUGCGUACUCGAUUAUUUUGCCGGUUCAGGAACUACCGCUGCCGUGGCUCAAAAAUUAAAGAGAAAGUGGGUUAUAUGA